This is a messenger RNA of Archocentrus centrarchus (flier cichlid), 1313 nucleotides long. It is a transcript of the gene snorc, whose product is annotated as secondary ossification center associated regulator of chondrocyte maturation. The coding region runs from base 129 to 476 and encodes 115 amino acids. The record is from RefSeq and is a predicted model, not a curated record. Gene Ontology annotation, biological process: cartilage development. The transcript has 3 exons. NCBI's taxonomy places the organism in Eukaryota, Metazoa, Chordata, Actinopteri, Cichliformes, Cichlidae.
CUCAGCUGCCUACCUUUCUCCCUCCUGCACUCCCCUGUACUCUUCUCCUGCUUCCCUCAUAGAAUCAGCUACUCGUUUGGAGCCUCUGCUUGAGGAGCUUUUGGAGACACUCAUCAUUUGCAGCCGCCAUGGUUCACAGCAGCAGCAGCAUCUGCAGACUUCUCCUGCUAGUACUCUUCAGCCUCUUGGUAGUCUUUGUCCAUGCAGACACAGUUUCAGACACCAUCUCAGCAACCAGAGACAACCAGGACACCCUGUCUGGAGAAGAGCCACCGAGUGACAUCACCACCAAACCCCCCAUUUUAUCAGAGUUGCCCUUCACCUCUGGCUAUGAGGAUCCCACACAGGUCUUCAAUGAAGAGGAAGGGGCUCUGGGGCCGGGGGCCAUCACAGCCAUAGUUAUAGCAGUCUUCCUGGGAGCAUCUGUCCUCCUCGCUCUCAUUGUCAUCACGCUCAGGAAGUUGACCGCCUCCUAGAGAAAACACAUCAAUUUUUAUGAGUGUAUGCAUGUGUGUGUGUUUGUAAUGCAUGACUGUUUGUGCAUUAGCGCUUCUCUUCCGAUUCUCAGCUCGAUCUAUCAACUCCCAGCUCGACCCAUGUGUAAAACAUGUUUUUUUUUGCUUUGCUUUAUAGGCUGAAAAUUGUGGCAGGUCCCUUAUCUGACGAUUUGCAGAUACAUGUAGAAACACUCAAGUUGUUGCUCAACACGUCCACUUGUUGCGCAAGGAACAAUCUUAGAAACUGGCUGGCUCUUCCAGUACAAUACCGUUGGUGUCAUUUGUAGUUUUGUUUUUUUUUUUGGUUAAAAACAAAUGGCUGUGAGCCAUUUGUUUUCCAGUCGUCUCAUUUUUGUCUUUUUUUCUUCAGUACAUGCUCUUGCUUCUUUGUUAACAGGAAGUGUUUGUGGUUUUGUUUGUCUGUGUUUUAAUUUUCCAAUCAGUGAGACAUGUAUUUGAGCUUUUCAGCCCUACAUGUGAGGUUUUUUUUUUUUCAGUCAGGUGACUGUGCCUAAAUCAUUUCUAAAAUAUUCUGUUGGUGUCACCGUGCAGAAGUUUUUAAAGUUUGUAUUACACCAUUAACAAACAUUUGUAGAGUCAAAUUAAGAAGAGAACAUUUUUAAAAGGGCCUCUUUAAUGAAUGUAAAUAGCAGGGUUGUUUGUACCUGCAGAGCAAAUACGCAGCUAGUGCUUGGAUGAAUGUGUCUUUGCAUGUUUGUGUGGUUUUGUUUUGUGUCUUUUUCUUUUUUGCAGGGGGGAAAAUUACUAUAACAGUAUUAUGAGAUAUUUUUCUGUACAACCCAGAGUCCUCAGUCA